This is a messenger RNA of Elaeis guineensis (African oil palm), 1405 nucleotides long. Its product is annotated as protein LURP-one-related 8. The record is from RefSeq and is a predicted model, not a curated record. NCBI's taxonomy places the organism in Eukaryota, Viridiplantae, Streptophyta, Magnoliopsida, Arecales, Arecaceae.
AAAGCAAUAAGCUCUCGUCUGCUUUUGAGUUUCCGGCAACCGGAAAAAGAAAUCCGGCUGGAAUGGCGAGGAUACACCCGAACGCCUCCUCCGCCGAGGGCUCCCUGAUGUCAGAGUUCUCCGGCGGAUGCUGCUGUGGCGGUGAAGCGCCGGAGACGGUGGUGCUGACGGUCUGGCGGAAGUCUUUGCUCUUCAACGGGAACGGGUUCACGGUCUUCGACGCGAAAGGCAACCUCGUCUUCCGAGUCGAUAACUACACGUCGGGAAGCAAGAGGGAGAUCAUCCUCAUGGACGCCGCCGGCAAGCCGCUUCUUACCAUCCGGCGAAAGCGGCUGAGCCUGGGCGACCACUGGCUGAUCUACGACGGGGAGGAGGCGGCGAACCCGCGGUUCUCGGCGCGGAAGCACGUGAAUCUCCUCCACUCCAAGGCGCUGGCGCACGUGACCUCGUGCCGUGGCGGCGCCAAGGGCUGCGUCGCGGCCCACUACGAGAUCGAGGGGUCCUACUCGCAGCGAUGCUGCGUGGUCUACGACGAGGAGAGGCAGCGACUGGCGGAGAUAAGGCGGAAGGAGGCCGUCGGAGGCGUCGCAUUUGGCGUCGAUGUCUUCCGCCUCAUCGUCGAGCCGGGCUUCGACGCCUCCGUCGCCAUGGCCAUUGUCAUCCUUCUCGAACAAAUGUUCGGCUCUCGAGGCUCGCUGCUCAAAGGCUGGUGACCGUUUUGGUGUCGAACCGUUUCGUAGCCGCACUUUAGCAUCGUUGGAUGAGCUUUUAGAAAAGAAAAAUUAAAAAAAAUUAAAAAAAAAAUUAUUGAGAAGAAAAAAUUAUUACUUGGAUCAGAUUUACCGUGGAUCCUUAAUAAUUUAUUAAUUGGAAAGAAAGAAAGAGGAUUAAAUACAUCAGUGCACGUUUUGGUAUUUUUUUUUUUUUUUUUGCAUUUCAUGUGUGCAACAAUACACACUACGGUACGUUUAAUCCUCUCUCUCUCUUUCUAAUUAAUAAAAUAUUUAUGCUCUACGAUGAAUUUGAUUCAAUCAAUAACUUUUUAAUGAUGAAAAAAAAAAUGAAGAAGAAAUAUUCUCACUGGCUUUGGUGUUGCAUGGGUUUGGCAUGGAAGUAGUAUCGGAAAAUUUGACUUGUUGUUGUUAAUGAACCGAGAACUGAUGAAGGACGAUAAUGAGUAGUUCUAAGAUGAAAAUAAUUGGGUUUCUCCUUGUUAAGCACAGCAUGGUUCUCUUUUUAAUUUCAUCUGUCCAUUUUCUGAAAACUAUAAAAAUUAUGCUUCUCUUCACUCGAAAGAAAGGGCAAGCACAACAUGCAAGGUUAAUAGGUCGAGAAAAAGAAUUUUGUUGCUUUUCUUGUUGUCUCUCUUCUAUUAAUAAUGAACAAUUCGGAUGGAGUUUUUCUA